Molecule: messenger RNA, 1108 nt
Organism: Thamnophis sirtalis
Lineage: Eukaryota; Metazoa; Chordata; Lepidosauria; Squamata; Natricidae
Source: RefSeq, a predicted model, not a curated record
GCUCUAAAGAUAAAAGUGAAGGAGAUUGCCUACAUCAACGGAGACACCAAGAUCACUCCGGAAACGAAGAGCAAAACCAUCUACAAGCUGAACGGAGUGACGGAAAGGGACCUGAAGAAGACCGUGCUCUGGCUGAGAGGUGGCCUUCAGUGUACCUGCGAUGAGAUGAACGACAUCAAUGCACCAUAUUUGGUCAUGGGACAGAGGUUGGCUGGGGAUUUGGUGAUCACCUCCGUCAAGCGAUGGCAGAAAGGCCAGCGAGCCUUUAAGAGGUUUUCACGCAGCAUCCGCAAGCUGCAGUGCUAAUUGCUUGGAGUUUCUGGUCACAUUUAGUUGCCAUGCCUUAAGUUCUUUCACAUCUUCCUACCGCAGCCAUAAACGCCCGGUAGCAUGAAAAGAGUCGCUUCUUUUAAGAAGAAAAGAGACUCCCCUCCCCUCUAAUUGUGUUCAUAUAAUAAACUGUAAUUGACCAAAUCAUGAUUUUUCUUCUGUAUAAUUGUUUCCAAAAUGUGUUGUUUAGAGCUGUGCAAAAUGUAACUUUGAUCUUCUUUUAAUUUUUCUUUUAACUAUUCAUAUUCAUUAUACAUUUUGUCUGGCUAAUCUUUCUGCGUAGGUUAUAUGUCCAUUUUGGGCACUGGAGCCGACUUGUUCAGUUUGGUUUUGUUCCAAGUGAAAACAAAUGUGGAAGCCACGGUGUGGGAGAUAAUUUUAAAUGCCAAUUUUGCAAUUUGGCAUUUAAAAGACAAACUUUAUUUUAAACUUUCCUCUUAGCAGAAAUUGUAACUCAAAAGAUGGACAGAACAGAACUGAAGAAUAUCUUGCGAGUUUCUUUUCCCCAAAUCCUCUGCUGAAUUAUACAUGCUUAAGGCCUCUAACGUCCAUGAGUUGGUGUGCAUUACGCUUCAAUCUAAUGCAUGCUUCUGUGGGGAAGUGCACUGCACUUUAUGGGACUGGCGACCGUCAACAUAUGUUGCAUUGCAAGCUUGCUGUAGAACAGUGAUAGCCACCUUUGAGACCCCAAGUGCCCAAACUGCACACACGGAUUCCCAAACUGAAAGGUGCAUGCGCUUGCAAAUGUGUGCAGGGAUGCAUAUGCAUGCACAUGUGG